AUGGCGUCUGCACAGUACUUUCCUCCGCCUCCAGGAGCACAAACCUUUGCGCCGCCUCCUUCGAGCGAACAGCAGAAUUAUCCUCCACCGCCUCAGCAACAGCAGCACUUCGCUCCUCCGCCCUCGGUCUCGCCCAUUUCCCCGGAAGGCAACGGUGUGAACUACACGCCUCCACCCGGAGAGAAGUCUAUCCCAUACUAUCCUGGUCCUCCACAAGAGAAGGAGAAAGAACCUGAAGCGCCCUUAGCCAGUCCUCGAUUCAACAGGCAAUCGAGUAUGCCGGGCGGUGCUCCUGCGCAAGGCCACUUCGUUGGAGCGCAGGCUACAGUGGACGAUGUCGGAACUUUCAACGGCGGCUCCUAUCGAAUCUCCCACCGCGACACGAACACCAUCGUUACUAUCCAGCUCGCGAUGGGCUGCCCGCUAAUCGUCAAGCCCGGAGCCAUGAUCGCCAUGUCACCCACAAUCACAGUCAAAGGUUCCGUGAAGUUCAGCAUGAAGAAGCUGAUCGCAAGAGGAGAGAUGUCACAAUCCACGUUCACAGGACCGGGCGAGCUCUUGCUCGCACCAUUUGCGCUAGGCGAUGUCACCAACAUUCGACUUUCAGGGCAAGAGACGUGGAAUAUUGGAAAGGAUGCGUUCUUGGCAUGUACGCAGGGCGUGACGAGAGACUAUGUGAGCCAGAACCUGAGCAAGGCGAUUUUCUCGGGAGAAGGGCUGUUUGUGUAUAAGCUUGGAGGUACUGGGAUCUGCUGGAUUCAGAGUAUGGGAGCGAUUCUGAGGAAAGAUCUCCGCGAAGGCGAGAAAUACAUCAUCGACAACGGCCACCUCGUGGCAUGGAAUUGCAACUACGUCGUAGAGCGCGUCGCGAGCGGUGGCAUCAUCAGCAACAUCAGCGCGGGCGAAGGUCUGGUGUGCAAGUUUUCUGGACCGGGGACGGUUUUCAUGCAGACGAGGAAUCCGAACCAGUUUGCUUUGUAUGUGUCAGCUCAUGGAGGCGCGGUGUAG
Molecule: messenger RNA, 1008 nt
Organism: Pseudocercospora fijiensis CIRAD86
Lineage: Eukaryota; Fungi; Ascomycota; Dothideomycetes; Mycosphaerellales; Mycosphaerellaceae
Exons: 4
Coding region: 1-1008 (335 amino acids)
Source: RefSeq, a predicted model, not a curated record